Messenger RNA from Uranotaenia lowii, 3535 nucleotides. RefSeq lists its product as uncharacterized. NCBI's taxonomy places the organism in Eukaryota, Metazoa, Arthropoda, Insecta, Diptera, Culicidae. Gene Ontology annotation, biological process: arachidonate secretion; phospholipid metabolic process. The coding region runs from base 991 to 2028 and encodes 345 amino acids. The transcript has 6 exons. The record is from RefSeq and is a predicted model, not a curated record.
UGUGAGCAAAUUUGGUGAUUUUGUCGGUCCCGACGGCAACGGCCCUAUUUUACUCACCAUCAUACUAACCCCCGGUGCGGUAUCAAAGUGAUUAAACUCGUGAGCAUUUUCACUUUGCUCGCGAUUGCUGCGGAUGCCCUAAGAUUUUUCGCCAUUUUUCGUCACAAUAGGUAGUGGAGAUAGUUUCUUAGAUUACUCACGGAGCUAUCACGACGGCACGGGAACCUCAUUUCCAAGUGAGUCAUUGAGCCAUCAUGAUCUGACGUUCAUAUGUGGCACUCAACCAACCGCUCAUUAUCAUUAAGCGCAGUUUGGAAAAAGUUCUAUCAUUCAGCACUAUCUAAACACACAUGUGUGUUGUGAUAAAUCGUAUCGUACUGACCUUUCCCACUGAUGUUGUGGCACGCAAUUAAAUAGAGGCGGGGAAAUUGACCGCGUCCGUCGUUUGACGUAUACGAAUAAGCAAUACUGUAAACAUUUUUUUAGCGCUUAUCCACGAGGGUAAUCCAGAUUGGAUGAUUAAAAAGUUAAAUUGAGGAAUCUGAUAAAAAGAACAUUAACUCAGUAAUCUGGUGCAAAUUGGCUGCGUCCUGGUCUAUCUUUAAAGAUUGUUCAUAAAUCCCUGAAUCCGCCCUGUAUGUUCGUUUUGCAAUCAGAGAAGGCAUUGCGUUGUUAGGGGAGGAUAUGCUAAUUUGUUUACAUCAUGUGGCUUCAGCGAAGUAAUUUCAGUUAGUCGUUCCGGAUAAAUUUUCUAAAAUCGAUAGUUUACAAAAUUCUAUAACGAUUCAAAGGAAGUCUAAUCAUUUUUGGCCGGCAAAGCGGAAAUGGAAGUCUCUGAAAGCUAGAUUAGCCUUUAUUGUCGUCUGAUUGGAGAAUUCCUGCGAAGCGUUACGUUCCUGACGACGGUGGCCACUCCCUUUUGGACUAUCCAAGGAACCGCCAGAAAGCAGUGUCAAGAAACAAGCUUCCAGUCUACUGGUAGCGGCGGUGAUGCCACUGAAGUCCCUGCACCAGGUCCAACAAUCUGGCGGCAGGAUGAAGAAGAUGCUGCUGAUACUGUGCUGCGGGGUGUUGACGUUGCUGACCACAGCACGGGCCAAACCUACGCUGAACUUUCAGCUGUCGCAAAUUCCCGGCUUUACCCAGAUCAUCGAGCGGAAGCUGCAGGAAUCGAUGAAGAACUACAGUGAGCGUCGCUUGGAUACGGGAUCGCUGCGGAUGAUCUACUUCCACGAUCAAACGGUGGCCGUCGUGGAGCUGGGACCGGAAAAGCGGCUGAUCGGUUGCGAGCUGAUCGAAAUUUACAACGAUGCAGAAGGCCACGAACUACUGAGGAACCUCUCAUCUAUAAAUCGACCCUUGGAGAUCAGCUUCCGGGACAUGAUCAAGCUGAUGGACCAGUGCGAACAGGUCGAUCGCAUCAACUCCAAGCUCCGGUUCCGGGCAACGGCCGCUCCGCCAACGCGAUCCGCACCAGCAUCACUCGAUCACGUUGCCUACCGAAUAAACGAUUCGGAUGACGAUGCCGAGGAGGGUAACGAAGAAUCCUCAACAACUUCAACUUCGUUGAGCAUCUUCCAGCUGAUGACCGGCGGCGGAAAUAGGAAUGCGGUCACAAGCGGAAGUGAUGGCGGGAGUCAAAAUAGUCGCCGGGGGAUUUUCAAUACCAGUCCGUUUUCACUGCUCAGCGGAAUCAUUCCCGGGACCAAGUGGUGCGGCACCGGGGACAUUGCCGAUACCUAUCACGAUCUAGGGGAUGACGCAACCAUGGAUCGGUGCUGCCGGACUCACGAUCUGUGUCCACUGAAAGUUCGGGCGUACCAGAAGCGGUACAAUCUGAAUAACAACUCGAUCUACACCAAAUCCCACUGCAAGUGUGACGACAUGCUGUACGAUUGCCUCAAGAAAACUAAUACCUCGGCAGCGCAGGUCAUGGGUUCCAUCUAUUUCAACCUGGUCCAAGUCCCUUGCGUCGAGGAAAUGCCGAAUGGAACGAUGCGGUUUCGAAAGGCUCGGGAAGGAUUCUGAAAUGCCUGAGGAAUCCCGAACGUGUCCUGUCGAAGCAACAAAACAAAACUCUUCAAGUGCCUGAGUAAAGUGUAGAAUCUCUUACGCGAUAGCCAAUGAAAUGUGUGAAACAUGUCUCUCUCUCAUUCGAUUUUUCGAAAUUGGCUCAGCAACUAACCAAAACACCGAAAAACGAAAGUAGUCAUGGUUGGAGCGUUGAAUCAAAUAGUUAAGGACUCUACAACAAAAAAGUGCUAAAAUAGUAACAAAUCGAAAACCAAGUUGUAAAAAUUUAAACUUCAAAAUGUCUGUAUUUUGGCGAAGAAAACAAGAAAAAGCGUUGUUGUGAUUUAUGUGAUUAUUUUCGUUAAGCAGAAAACUACACGUAUUAUUUAUAAGUAUUGCUAGCAAGGGCGUAGACCAAUCAUUGGACGUACCUACAUACAGAUGUAACUCGAGUGCUAAUAAUUACGGAAACGUUUUCGCUUUUAGUCGUGUACUGCAACAUUUUAUAACUGUCCCCAACCUUUCUACUCCGUUAACUGAUCGGUUUAAACUUGUUUCUGUUCCCGUCUCGUCAUCUAUCUUUACAAGUCUCGCGAUUUAACGGAUGUUUGCAGUUACAUCACGAUAACUAGCCAACAGUAACAAUUCUUGAGCCGUCCGUUUCCAUCCGAGUGGUGAGCGAGAUAUGUUGGCAUGUCUUGUAGAGAAUCCGCUAAGAAAAAAUAUCCGCAUUUCCUCGAGCCACGAUUUUCUUUAGCUAGAGGCUCGAUCGAGCGAAGAAAGCUGCUGCUGCUAUGCGGCAGCAGCAAUUAACGUGAAAGAAUUGGAACAAGCAUCGGUAGUUAGAAGGAAAAAAAAACUGCCGCGAAUAACAAUCGUUGAUGCAAUCAUUCAAGCAAAAAGAAAAACAAUACUUUUCUUCAACUUUUUCAAGUAAUAUCAAUUCAAAUCUGAAAAGCUGUUCAUUUCUAGAUUGAAAAAACACCAUAGUAGGUUAUUUUCUCUGCAUCUUAGAGGUUUUCCCAGCCUACUUCAGCAAUCCGCCAAACCAACAAACUACCUACUCAAACACGUGUUGUUGCACUAUGAUAGACUGGCAAAAACAAACUUCAAAUGCACGCAUCUUUCCUCCAUGGUUGUUGUUAGUCGGUGUAUUUUCCGAUGUUAAACCAACGGCAACCUGCAAGUGUUGGAAGUGAAAAUUUACCAAUGUUCAGGUUUUUUCCUAAUUCAAACUUUUCCUUUCAUUACUUUCUUCGUUUAAAACUGUAAGCAAUACAAAGUACUAGAAUAAUCGAACAGUUUAUGUUACAACAGAUAAGAGAACGUUGAAACAGAAAGCAAUCACACUGAUGUUCUUAAUAAUGAUCAUCAAAAAUGGUACAUACUGUGCUCUAUUUGUUGUUGUAUAGGGAUAUUUAGUCAACAUGGUUAGAAUCUAAGCGGACAACAACAUUCCUGUGUAAUCCUUCGCAAUAGUCAGUUUAAGGUAUAGCAAAUAAAGUAUUUAUUAUUUUGUUAA